GUGCGGGAGGGAGCGCGAGAGCGGCGGUCGAGCCUCCGGUGUCCCAGGCUAGCGGUGAGCAUGGCAGAACAGGAGCCCACUGCUGAGCAGCUUGCCCAGAUAGCGGCCGAGAAUGAGGAAGAUGAGCACUCUGUCAACUACAAGCCCCCAGCCCAGAAGAGCAUCCAGGAGAUCCAGGAACUGGACAAGGAUGAUGAGAGCCUUCGGAAGUACAAGGAGGCCCUGUUGGGCCGAGUGGCUGUCUCUGCAGACCCCAAUGUCCCCAACGUCAUUGUGACCCGCCUGACCUUGGUGUGCAGCUCUUCCCCGGGCCCUCUGGAACUGGACCUGACAGGUGAUCUGGAGAGCUUCAAGAAACAGUCAUUUGUGUUGAAGGAAGGUGUGGAGUACCGGAUAAAAAUCUCUUUCCGGGUGAACAGAGAGAUCGUGUCAGGCAUGAAGUACAUCCAGCACACAUACAGGAAAGGGGUCAAAAUCGACAAGACUGACUACAUGGUCGGGAGCUACGGACCCCGGGCUGAGGAGUACGAGUUCCUCACACCCAUGGAGGAGGCCCCCAAAGGCAUGCUGGUGCGGGGCAGUUACAACAUCAAGUCCCGCUUCACAGACGACGACAAGACUGACCACCUGUCCUGGGAGUGGAACCUCACCAUCAAAAAGGAAUGGAAGGACUGAGUUCCAGCUGGGAGGCGGGCAGGGCGAAGGACAGACAGAAGGACCGACAUGCCCCACCCCAAACCCCUCCCCCCCCAAACCAAAGUGCUGACAGGACCCUCCCUCACCAUUCCUCCCUGGUCCUCUCAGAC
Molecule: messenger RNA, 806 nt
Organism: Microtus oregoni (creeping vole)
Lineage: Eukaryota; Metazoa; Chordata; Mammalia; Rodentia; Cricetidae
Product: rho GDP-dissociation inhibitor 1-like
Exons: 1
Coding region: 61-675 (204 amino acids)
Biological process (GO): Rho protein signal transduction
Cellular component (GO): cytosol; membrane; cytoplasm
Molecular function (GO): Rho GDP-dissociation inhibitor activity; protein binding
Source: RefSeq, a predicted model, not a curated record